Messenger RNA from Dermatophagoides pteronyssinus (European house dust mite), 2004 nucleotides. RefSeq lists its product as uncharacterized. Lineage: Eukaryota; Metazoa; Arthropoda; Arachnida; Sarcoptiformes; Pyroglyphidae. Gene Ontology annotation, molecular function: glucuronosyltransferase activity; xylosyltransferase activity. Gene Ontology annotation, biological process: protein O-linked glycosylation via mannose. The record is from RefSeq and is a predicted model, not a curated record.
AUUGUCGUGAUCCAAAAAACAGAAUAGAUUGAUCCAAAUCAUGUUUAAUCAUCCUUGAUGAUGUCUUUGCCACCAUAUCAUUCACUAAGUAGAUUAGAUUAUCUUCUGCUACGAUUACAGCUAGAGUUGAAAAAGACAAGCACAUUACGAAUUGUUAUCAUUGCCAUCGUAUUACAUUCAUUAUUUUCUAUUCUAUUAAUUCAUAAUUAUCUUAAUUAUUAUAGUGAUACCUAUCAUAGUAAACAUUCAACUAGUCAUGAGCAUCCGGACAAAGGAAAAAUAUCUAUAUUUUCCAAACCAAUCACCAAUGAUGACAUUGAUUGCGAACGGCGUUAUAAAUUGAUUAAAAUGGAUUUCAACGAUCCAACUGUAUUCGGACCAAAUGCAAUUAAUUUAUUGCAUUCAAAUCUAAUACAAUCAAAGCAGCUCACACACAUCGGUUGGUUCAGUGAUCAUUUUCGUUGGGAUGAAAAAAUUCAAUGUUUCAAUAAUCGUUGGACACUUUGUGAUAAGAUUUUCAUUGCUAAAUGUAAACCAAAUUCAAUACGAGCCAUUUAUCAAUUUGUACCCUUUAAACUUGAAUCGAACGUUCGACAUUUGUUUUUUAGUCUUCGUGCUACAGCCGAACAAUUAGUCGAACAAUCUCAUGAUGGUUUCUAUGGAAUGUUAGCAUUAAUUGAAUUCAUUGAUUUCACUGAUGAAAUUAUCAAGCUAAAAUUUCGUUAUGAAAGUGAAUCCUGGUCACUUCGUGUAGAAGAUUAUCGUUCAACAAAAACGAUUAAAUCGGUUACAAUUAUGUUGGCAUGCUAUGGAUAUUCUGGCAUUGCAUCAUUUACCGAUGUUCGUUUGACCAGUGAAUCUGCUGGACUUGAUCCACUUUUUUCAGCUUAUGACAUAUGUUCGUGGUGUUCAUUCAAACUGACGGAUCAUCAAGUUAAGAAAUCGAAUCAAUUUUCGAAUCCAGAAUAUGAAAUUCUGAAAAUGCCUCGUUAUGAAAAAUCGAUCUCAAAUCAUCAAAUAACAUUCGUUUCGCAAGUAUCUAUGGAUCGACUAGUCAUUCUUGAACAAUCAUUACGUACUUGGAAUGGACCGGUUUCCAUAUCCAUUUAUAUAUUGACCAAUAAUUCGACAAACGGUAGAAUCCAAGAUUGGCAACGUCUAUACAUUAAUAAAAAGAUUGGCUCAUUGAAAAUAUCAUUGGAAAAAAGUACAAUCAUUUUAGUGCCUUCGGUCAAUCCAGAUCAUUAUCCGAUUAAUGUUUUACGUAAUUUAGCCAUCAAAAUGGUUCAGACUAGAUUCAUGUUUCUGGUGGAUGCAGAUUUUCAACCAUCACCUAAUCUUGAGGCAAAUUUUCUUAGCUCAAUGAAUAAAUAUCAUUCCAACUACCUGCGACAACACGAUAUGAAUGGCUGCCGUAUUGCUUUUGUUGUUCCAGCUUUUGAAUACCUUGAUAUACCAAAUAAAGAGGAUCCUAUCUUAAAAAGCAAAGAUGAAUUGAUACAAUUAAUACAUCGUGAUGAUCCAAUGAUCGAACCGUUUCGUUUACAUGAAUCAAAUGAAGUUCAUGGCCUAACUGAUUAUUGGAAAUGGUAUCAUGCUAAUAGGCCAUACAAUAUAACCUAUAAAUUCCAUGAUAAAUACGAACCAUACAUUAUAGUCGAGAAAAAUUCCUAUUUUCCAAUGUACGAUGAAAAUUUAUUCAAUUAUGGAAUGAACAAAGUAAUGCAUAUCACUGAAAUGUUUGCUGCAAAUUAUACAUUCGAAGUAUUGGACAAUGUUUGGACCAUACAUUUUCAACAUCGUUCAACACCUUAUUAUACGGAUUUUUUGAAAAAUCUAACCUACAGACUUCGCAAUCGGGCUGAACGUUUUAAGGUUUUACAACGUAUCAUCCAUCAAUAUGAUGUUCUAUUAGAUCAAUGUCGAUUACGAAAUUGAGAAGAAAAAAAAUUUGAUCUAGUCAUUUUAAAUUUAGAUGUACAUUAUUUUUAUUUGAUAAAGAAU